AUGAAGCUGUUUGACGUGACAAAUGAAUUAGUUAAGUCUUUUAGACGAAUUCGAUCUGAAUUGAAUGAUCCAGCAUCAAUCAAUUUAAGACUGCGUAUUGUUGGUGCAAGGGACACAACAUCUCGACAGUAUGAACUUCCAACUGGUUCAGAAUUGGAGGGCCUGAAGAGGAUCACAAGUGUACACCCGAAGUUUGAUGCUUUGCAUUUUCCGGUUCUUUUCCCAUACGGAGAAGAUGGAUUCCAUGUAACCAUACCGUAUGAUCCUGUUCAUACUCCCAAAACAUUGAAAAGGAAACAUGUGACUCAGAGAGAGUACUAUGCUUACCGGCUUCAGCACAGAGACGACGAAGGUCAGACAUUGAUGCGAGGUGGGAAGGCACUUCAACAUUACGUGGUUGAUGCAUAUUCCACAAUUGAACAAAACCGACUCUAUUAUUUGCGAUCGCAUCAAGAAAACCUCCGUUCUGAACUAUACUAUGGAGAUGCUGUUGGCCAUGUUGUUCUGCCAUCAUCGCAUACUGGAAGUCCUAGGUACAUGAAGCAACUAUACUUAGAUGCAAUGGCUGUUGUCCACCAUCAUGGCAGCCCCGACCUAUUCAUAACCUUUACGUUUCAGAAACGGGGUUUGCCCCAUGUUCAUAUACUUUUAUGGUUGGAUGCAAAGAAUAAGCUACGACAAGCUUCUGAUAUUGAUGCAACUGUUAGUGCUGAACUGCCAGAUCCAUUACUAGAUCCAAUUGGGUAUGAUGCUGUGACAAAGUUUAUGCUGCAUGGUCCGUGUGGUCAAGAUAAUCCGACCAAUGUUUGCAUGAAAGAAGGAUCGUGUUCAAAGUAUUUUCCAAAACCGUUUAAUUCAGAAACUACAACGGACCAGUUUGGCUAUACAGUCUAUCGCCGUCGCGAUACAGGUAUAACAGCAGUGAAAGGUACAGCUAUACUAGACAACCGGUUUAUCGUUCCAUAUAAUCGGAAUUUACUUGUGCUGUUUCAAGCUCAUAUCAAUGUCGAGGUCUGUCAUCAAGGCCGCUUGAUUAAAUAUUUGUUUAAGUACAUUACAAAAGGGCCUGAUAGGAAACAACGGCUGUCUCGAAUACUUGCCCGCGAUUCUGUUUCAGAGACAACAUUGACACAAUGGUUUUACCUUAACCAACGAGAUCCAACUGCAAGGGAUCUACUUUAUGCCGAGACUCCGAAUCGUUAUAUAUGGAAUGUGAAAACAAAAAAAUGGGCUCCGCGGAAAAGAGGGUUCUCAAUUGGAAGAAUUGUCUAUAUCCAUCCAGGUUGUGGUGAUACAUUUUAUCUCAGACAACUUCUUACCAAAGUUCGUGGGUCAGUUAGUUAUGCAGAUCUUCGACAGUCCAUGGAUUCCCAUGUAGAAACAUACCAAGAUGCGUGCCAGCGCCUUGUCUUUUGUCUAAUGAUGAUGAAUGGUUACUUGUGA
Linum tenue is the source of this 1443-nucleotide messenger RNA. The record is from the annotation of a GenBank genome assembly. Lineage: Eukaryota; Viridiplantae; Streptophyta; Magnoliopsida; Malpighiales; Linaceae.